This is a messenger RNA of Armigeres subalbatus, 789 nucleotides long. It is a transcript of the gene Adi1, whose product is annotated as acireductone dioxygenase. Bases 140 to 691 code for a protein of 183 amino acids. NCBI's taxonomy places the organism in Eukaryota, Metazoa, Arthropoda, Insecta, Diptera, Culicidae. Gene Ontology annotation, molecular function: acireductone dioxygenase [iron(II)-requiring] activity. The record is from RefSeq and is a predicted model, not a curated record. The transcript has 5 exons.
UUGGUGUAUGAAGUAUAGAGAUAUGUAUGAGACACUUACACAUUUGUAGGUGAGCAUCUCAAUUAGUUGAUAAUUCUUGUUUCAGAAACAUUCAAUUCGUCGCUUUCGUCUACGUUCCGUCUAGUCCAAUAUCGCGAAAAUGGUUCGAGCUUGGUUUAUGGAUAACGAGUCCACCGAUCAAAGAUUGGAACAUCACCUCACCCCGCCGGAGUUUUUGACUCUGGAGGAGCUCUUCAGCAGCACUGGAGUAGAACAUUUCAAGAUUAACGUGCCGACGUUCGACUCGGAUGGAGUGUUGGAUGAAAUUCGCAAGAAACGCGGUUAUACCUAUGAGGACGAGAUAACCUGCUCGGAGAAGUGUCUUCCGGACUACGAAAACAAGCUAAAAAGCUUCUUCACCGAGCAUCUUCAUACCGAUGAGGAGAUUCGUUUCGUUUUGGAUGGUUCCGGUUACUUCGAUGUUCGCAAUGGUAAAGACGACCGGUGGAUUCGUAUCGAGGUUACGUAUGGUGACAUGAUUGUCAUUCCAGCUGGAAUCUACCAUCGAUUCACUUUGGAUGUCAAGAAUUAUAUUCGUGCCAAGCGAUACUUUAUUGGAGAGCCAGUCUGGUUGCCCUACAAUCGUCCAUGUGAUGAUAUGCAAUGCCGCAAAGAUUAUCUGCAGAAACUGGAAAUUGGGUUCACUGCAUAAAUAGCUACAAGCUACAGUUAUGUUGGAAUCAAGCAAAUAUCGUCUGGUAUAUUUUUGAAGUGCCUUUCCAAAUAAACACAUUUUUUACCUGUUUUCAA